UCCCCCACCCCGGCGCCCGGGAGCCGCAGAGUCUCAGAGCUAAGCGGAGCUGCGGGCCGCGGAACAAAGCGGAGGAGCGAGGCGACCCGUGGCCUUUGUCUUGGCGGGGCGGGGCGGGUGUGGCCGCGGGGCCCCGGAGCGCAGAAUGCCGAGCACAGCCGGGCAGGCCAGGGAGCGCGGUGACGGCGGGCGGCGCGGAGCCUGGCCCGGGGCCCGCGUGGACUCGCGCGCCUGAAGGGCGACCCGGCGGCCGCACGUGGGCGGGAGCCGCUGGCCGGCGGGCGCGGAGCGGAGCAGCACCAGCAGCAGCAACAGGGAAGGAGGAGUAGGAGGAGAAGGAGGAGGAGGAGGAGGAGGAGGAGGAGGAGGGACGCGCGGCGGCGCAGCGGGGACCCGGGCGCGCGCGAAGCCCCGCCCCGCCCCGGCCGAGCCCCGCGCGGGCGGGAUGCCCCGCGGCCACCGCACUCGGGCCGGAGCGCCGCGCUGAGCCGCCACCCGCGCGCCAUGGAGCAGUGGCGGCAGUGUGGCCGCUGGCUCAUCGACUGCAAGGUCCUGCCGCCCAACCACCGGGUCGUGUGGCCCUCGGCUGUGGUCUUCGACCUGGCGCAGGCGCUGCGCGACGGAGUCCUGCUGUGCCAGCUGCUGCAUAACCUGUCCCCUGGCUCUAUCGACCUCAAGGACAUCAACUUCCGGCCGCAGAUGUCCCAGUUCCUGUGUCUGAAGAACAUCCGUACCUUCCUCAAAGUCUGCCACGAUAAGUUUGGCCUGAGGAACAGCGAGCUGUUCGACCCCUUCGACCUCUUCGAUGUCCGUGACUUCGGGAAGGUCAUCUCUGCGGUGUCCCGGCUGUCCCUGCACAGCAUCGCACAGAACAAAGGAAUCAGGCCUUUUCCCUCCGAGGAGACGGCAGAGAAUGACGACGAUGUGUACCGCAGCCUGGAGGAGCUGGCUGACGAACAUGACCUGGGCGAGGAUAUCUACGACUGCGUCCCCUGCGAGGACGAAGGGGACGACAUCUACGAGGACAUCAUCAAGGUGGAGGUGCAGCAGCCCAUGAAAAUGGGCAUGACCGAGGACGACAAGAGGAGCUGCUGCCUGCUGGAGAUUCAGGAGACCGAGGCAAAGUACUACCGGACCCUGGAAGACAUCGAGAAGAACUACAUGGGCCCCCUGCGACUGGUGCUGAGCCCGGCAGACAUGGCAAGCAUCUUUAUCAACCUGGAGGACCUCAUCAAGGUGCACCACAGCUUCCUGCGGGCCAUCGACGUGUCCAUGAUGGCUGGGGGCAGCACCCUGGCCAAGGUCUUCCUGGAAUUCAAGGAGAGGCUGCUGAUCUACGGGGAAUACUGCAGCCGUAUGGAGCAUGCCCAGAGCACGCUGCACCAGCUGCUAGCCAGCCGCGAGGACUUCCGGCAGAAAGUGGAGGAGUGCACGCUAAAGGUCCAGGAUGGCAAGUUCAAGCUGCAGGACCUGCUGGUGGUGCCCAUGCAGCGUGUGCUGAAGUACCACCUGCUGCUCAAGGAGCUCCUGAGCCAUUCUACUGACCGGCCAGAGCGGCAGCAACUCAAAGAAGCACUGGAAGCCAUGCAGGACUUGGCGAUGUACAUUAACGAAGUGAAACGGGACAAGGAGACGCUGAAGAAGAUCAGCGAGUUCCAGAGUUCCAUAGAGAACCUGCAAGUGAAGCUGGAGGAAUUUGGGAGGCCAAAGAUCGAUGGUGAGCUCAAAGUCCGGUCCAUCGUCAACCACACCAAGCAGGACAGGUACCUGUUCCUGUUUGACAAGGUAGUCAUCGUGUGCAAGAGGAAGGGCUACAGCUACGAGCUGAAGGAGGUCAUCGAGCUGCUGUUCCACAAGAUGACCGAUGACCCCAUGCACAACAAGGACAUCAAGAAGUCUCAUGGGAAAAUGUGGUCCUACGGCUUCUAUCUGAUCCACCUGCAAGGGAAGCAGGGCUUCCAGUUCUUCUGCAAGACGGAGGACAUGAAGCGGCGGUGGAUGGAGCAGUUCGAGAUGGCCAUGUCCAACAUUAGGCCGGACAAAGCCAAUGCCAACCACCACAGCUUCCAGAUGUACACAUUCGACAAGACCACCAGCUGCAAGGCCUGCAGGAUGUUUCUCCGGGGUACCUUCUACCAGGGCUACCUGUGCACCAGGUGUGGCGUCGGGGCCCACAAGGAGUGCCUGGAGGUGAUGCCGCCCUGUAAGAUCAGCUCUCCCGCAGACCUGGACCCCCCUGGAGCAGGACCAGGUCCCAAGAUGGUGGCUGUGCAGAAUUACCAUGGCAACCCUGCCCCGCCCAGCAAACCCGUGCUCUCCUUCCAGACGGGCGACGUGAUCGAGCUGCUGCGGGGUGACCCUGAGUCGCAGUGGUGGGAGGGGCGGCUGCUGCAGACCAGGAAGUCCGGGUACUUUCCCAGCUCCUCAGUGAAGCCCUGCCCGGUGGACGGAAGGCCACCCAUCAGCCGGCCGCCGUCACGGGAGACCGACUACACGGCCUAUCCUUGGUUUGCAGGCAACAUGGAGCGGCAGCAGACGGACAACCUGCUCAAGGGCCACGCCAGCGGCACCUACCUCGUCCGGGAGAGGCCCGCGGAGGCUGAGCGCUUUGCCAUCAGCAUCAAGUUCAAUGAUGAGGUGAAACACAUCAAGGUGGUGGAGAAGGACAGCUGGGUUCACAUCACGGAGGCCAAGAAGUUCGAGAGUCUCUCGGAGCUGGUGGAGUACUACCAGAGCCACUCACUCAAGGAGAGCUUCAAACAGCUGGACACCACGCUCAAGUACCCCUACAAGUCCCGGGAGCGCGCUGCACCCAGGGCCCCCAGCCGCUCCCCAGCGUCCUGUGCUUCCUACAACUUCUCUUUUCUCAGUCCUCAGGGCCUCAGCUUUGCCCCCCAGGGCCCUUCUGCUCCCUUCUGGUCAGUGUUCACACCCCGAGUCAUCGGAACAGCAGUGGCCAGGUACAACUUCGCUGCGCGGGACAUGCGGGAGCUGUCGCUUCGGGAGGGCGACGUGGUGAAGAUCCACAGCCGCAUCGGUGGGGACCAGGGCUGGUGGAAGGGCGAGACCAACGGCCGGAUCGGCUGGUUUCCCUCGACCUACGUGGAAGAGGAGGGCGUCCAGUGACCGCAGGGGCCCAGGCAGCGUUUGAGGAUUUUCUCGGGAGCGUGUCCCUAGCCCUGAAGUCUGUCCCUGGCUUCUCCGUGACUCCCAGGGAAGACGCCCACCAAGCCGCCUGGCAUGGAAAGCCUGGAGGGGUGGGAAGGGCGCCCGGAAUCCCGAUCUCAGACUGUUUCCCUGCCACUUGCCCCGGUGGCCUGCUGUGGGUCAUGCUGCUUGUACAUAGAGGAAGCUGGGCCAUCCCUGCCCAGCGUGGAUAGGUGGCCGGUGCCAGCCAUGCUGCAGACCGGGCCCUCGUUGGUGGCAGAGACCAGAGGCUCAUCGAGUUCCCCUCUGGAGGAGACGGCGCUCGGGUGUCUGGAAUUAAAUAGCAGAUGGUUCUGGGGCUGGGACAUCACCCGGCCCAUCUCUCAACCCCUGGACUCCGGCCCUGUCUCUGCUGCUCUCGGGGCUCCCAGCCCAGGGCAGCAGCAGGAACCAGAGCCAGGCUGUUUGCCAUGGUCCUGCUCAGCCCACUGUGCUGGGGUGCACAGGGAGAGAGCUCCUGGGGGCCCCCAAGUCCUGCUGGCUCCUGAGACUUCCCCCAGCAUCCCCGUUUCCCACCACACGGGGCCUGCAGACCCUACAGGGUGGCUCCUCGGGCGUGCUUGGCAGAGGCCCAAGGGAUGAUGACACUGCUGGCCCCGACCCUGGUCCAUGGUACUGUUCUCGGCCUUGCUGAGGACCCCUCUCCUGAGCCUGCUGCCCAGUGACAUGCCUUCUUUAGGGGGCCCAUCACCAUGCCCCACUGCCCACCCACUUUCCCUCUGUGUCCCACACGGGACUCCCGGGCUCUGCCAGCCUUCGUGAAAUCAGUUCUGCCCCAGGCCUGGUCUCCCUCCAAGGGCCACUUCGGUCCACUCUUGGGCCAUGGUGAACCAGAAAUAAGUUCCCUUGGGGGUGGCUGUACCCUGUUACCUCUCCCUUGUCCUCACUAUCCCAAGGCAAAACUUCUGGGCCCAGCCAGGCUUCUCCGAGCCCUGUGUCCUUGGCCAGCUGCACAGCCCCGGUCGAGGAGUGGCCAGGGCCGGGGUGGGGGUUUGCCCUGUCUGGGAACUGCACAGGCCCUGGGGGCCUCAGGUCAGUCAGGCUCGUAGCCCGGGCGCUGGGUUUGCAGGCCCAGCAGCCGGGCAGAGGAGGAGAACAGUGAGGGGCAGUGAAGAGUGGGCUCAGAGAAGGGGCGCAGGCCUUGGGGGUCAGCGUCCUGGUGCCUUGAGCUGGCCUAGGAUGGCAGGGAGCGCGCAGUCCCCGCAGGUUCACCGGUCGGGGCUUUCUUGCGGGUUUUUGUUCCUUUGUGUUUUGUUCAGCUCAUUUGUUUUUUUAAGAGAAAGAGAUGGUGAUUAUUUCCUGCGUCUCCCGUGCUCCCUCUGUGAGUCGGGGGAGAUAUUAAUGGCAGGCAUCAGGCAAUGGCUGUUUGUGCUCAUGGUGAUCCCCGUGUGUCAUCACAAUGGCAGAGAACACUGAAAAACACGAUCCAGAGCCCUGGGUUUUGUGAAUGUUUUGUUGUGUUUGUUUUGACCUCUGUGUUUAGUUUGGCUUUGUUUUUGCACUGUAUGGAGCAGGGUGGUGGGACCCCGGGAUGCAGGUGUGUCGGCAGGAGGUGGGACGCCCUCCGGAGGGCCGAGGACCUGGGCCCAGAUCAGCUGUGAACGUUUAGGAGCCCCUUGCAUGCGAGUCAGGGAUCUGGGGUCCGGCUGCCGCGACCCCAACUGAAACACAAAACUGUACAUUUUGCCAAUGGGUUUUUUCAGACCACGGUUUUUACUCCAAAUAAACCUAUGUUCUUUUCUGCUGGAA
This is a messenger RNA of Cavia porcellus (domestic guinea pig), 4956 nucleotides long. RefSeq names its product vav guanine nucleotide exchange factor 2 (gene Vav2). Gene Ontology annotation, biological process: regulation of GTPase activity; cell migration; intracellular signal transduction. The transcript is spliced from 29 exons. Lineage: Eukaryota; Metazoa; Chordata; Mammalia; Rodentia; Caviidae. The record is from RefSeq and is a predicted model, not a curated record. Gene Ontology annotation, cellular component: cytoplasm. The coding region runs from base 505 to 3126 and encodes 873 amino acids. Gene Ontology annotation, molecular function: protein binding; guanyl-nucleotide exchange factor activity.